Messenger RNA from Cherax quadricarinatus, 6233 nucleotides. RefSeq names its product adhesion G protein-coupled receptor L3-like. Gene Ontology annotation, molecular function: G protein-coupled receptor activity. The record is from RefSeq and is a predicted model, not a curated record. Gene Ontology annotation, cellular component: plasma membrane. NCBI's taxonomy places the organism in Eukaryota, Metazoa, Arthropoda, Malacostraca, Decapoda, Parastacidae. Gene Ontology annotation, biological process: cell surface receptor signaling pathway; adenylate cyclase-activating G protein-coupled receptor signaling pathway.
AGAGACCUUUCGGUGUAUAUAUCUUGUCUGGAGAGACUAUUGAGAAGUUGUUCAUGCGGAACACAUUUGUUCAUUUAUUGGUAUAAUUUUUUUGUUUACUCCGUAGUGAACCCUCCGUCACACACUACGAGGCCGCGGCCUCCCUGGUUCAUCGCCACCAAGACCACCGUCAGCUCCAUCACCGAGGACGACCCCCCCAUCCCCUCGCCUCCAAUUAAGGGUACCCCUGUUGGAGGCAGUGGGGGUGGUGGUGGUGGUCUCGGGGGCCCCGCUUCUGGCGACGAUGGAGAUGGUGGGGGGGAAAAUGGCGAGAGUGGAGGAGGAGUAAAAGGAGGUGGAGGAGGAACUGGAGGAGGCAGCAGCGGGGAAGAUGGGAACCUUAAUUUGGAAAGCCGACUAAAGGGAACGCCAGUGGAGGACCUGCCACAUACGACCACCUCCACGACCACUACGACUACGCUGCGGCCGCCUCCUUGGCUUAUAACCAAUACGACCAAAAACACCACCACAACGACAACCACUUCGACCACGACUUCCACUACUACCACGACGCCCAAGCCUGCCUCUUCAACGACCACCAAGCCUCAGACGAACUUGGAGAGCCCUGUGGUGUCGUCGGCGGCGGAGACGGGUGCAGGUAGCGCGGGUCGUGCUGACCAUGGUGACACUGGUAGUGACAACGACAACGUGAAGCCACCCAGGAAGGAAGACGGUGGUGACGACGACCUCUUGAACAAGGAACACUUCCUGACAUCUACCGUGUCUACCACAACCGUGUGGUCAGCGCCAGAGGUACCGACAACAGGCGCCGGCCCCAUCAGUAGCGAUGCAUCUUGGUGUCCCCCUUCGUCAGGUCGAGGUCUCUUCUGGAACUGGACGCAGGGUGGGGAUGUGGCAGUGCAGCCGUGCCCCGGGGGCGCCUCAGGAUGGGCGCGGCGGCCCUGUAACCCCUUGGGGUGGGCGGGUCCUGCUGAUCUGAGUGAGUGUCGUAGUGUGUGGCUCACCACACUCACGUCCCGUGCUCACGCCAAUGAUGCAGUGCUGGCUGUGGCUCAUGACCUGGCGGCAGUGACAGGCUCCCGGGCACUGUACGGUGGCGACGUCACUGCCACUGCCAGGUUGCUAAACAGCCUGGCACACCGUAUGGCAGGCGAUGUCAACAACUUCCCCGACGGUGACCAACGCGAGGCACUAGUGACAGAGCUUGUAGGUGCCGCUGUCGCCACGGGAUCCCAUCUUGUGGGUGGUCAGCGGGCAGCGUGGGCGGACCUACGUCCCCCAGAGCACAGGGCGGCUGCCACCGCCUUACUAUUGGGGUUAGAAGAGGCAGCUUUCCUAUUAGCCAAUAAUCUGCACCACGAGAAGACGGUGAAGCACGCCGAGACUAAUAUAUUACUGCGUCUACAGGUAGUGGAAGUAAGGAACGUGGCUGCUGUCUCCUUCCCUUCCCCUGGAGAGAGAUGGCUGACGGCUGCGCCCACCCACGCCUCCGAUCCUGCCUCCACGCCUACCGGCAACCCCUCCAGCAGUACUGCAGGAGACAUGGAGGCCACCUCCUUUGCUAACAUGGACGGCCUCCAGGAUAUUGGCGGCGAAGCGUCCAAAGUGCCGCUAGACACCAUCACACUGCCUCCCGAGGCUCUAUUGGAGAACUCGGAGAACGGCCUGGUGAAGAUGGUGUUCUUCAGCUACGACGGACUGCACCACCUACUGCAGCCCGACGGUCGAUCCUACAGGAUCAACGAAGCUAACUUCAAGGGUGUGAACGAGACGCGAGUCCUCAACUCGCGGGUGUUAUCAGCGUCGCUGGGAGCAGGUCGCCACAUUGAGCUGUCUGAGCCCGUGGUGCUCACGUUUGCUAUGAUCCGCACCGUCAAUGUCACCAAUCCCGCCUGCGUCUUCUGGGACUACACCACCAGCUCUUGGUCGGAGGAAGGUUGCCGUGUGCUGCGAUACAACACGUCACACACCGUGUGCGAGUGUGACCACCUGACCAACUUUGCUGUCCUGAUGGAUGUACACGCCACUCCACUGGCCUACCCUCACCAGCUGGCUCUCUCUAUCAUCACCUACGUCGGCUGCGUCAUCUCCAUCGUCUGUCUCCUCCUCGCUACCAUUAUCUUUCACGCCUUCAGGGGCCUCAAGAGUGACCGGACCACCAUCCACAAGAACCUGUGUGUGUGUUUGUUGAUCGCUGAGACGGUGUUCCUGGCGGGGGUGAACCAGACGGACAAGCCGGUGGCCUGCGGGGUGGUGGCUGGCCUCCUUCACUACUUCUUCCUCGCUGCCUUCGCCUGGAUGUUUAUGGAAGGGUUCCAGUUGUACGUGAUGCUGGUUGAGGUGUUCGAGUCAGAAAAGCCGAGAGCACGAUGGUACUAUGCUGCCGCCUACGGCUUCCCGGCGGUGGUGGUGGCAGUGAGUGCCGUUGUUGACCCCUUCAGCUACGGUACUCGUCAGGCAUGCUGGCUACGCACAGACAACUACUUCAUCUUCGCCUUCGUCGGCCCCGUCAUCGCUGUCAUUAUCGCGAACUCUGUUUUCCUGAGCAUGUCGCUGUUCAUCAUGUGUCGACACACCAACAUCACCGCCUCCCUCAAGAAUAAAGAACACACCAAGCUGGCCUCAGUCAGGACGUGGGUUCGAGGUGCCAUCGUACUGAUGUUCCUGCUGGGACUGACGUGGACAUUUGGGCUGCUCUACCUCAACCAGGCCUCCGUGGUCAUGGCCUACAUCUUCACUGUUCUCAACUCCCUCCAGGGACUCUUCAUCUUCAUAUUCCAUUGUGUCCAGAACGACAAGGUGAAGAAGGAGUUACGUAGGGCUGGGCGCCGCCACCCCUGGCUGCGGGCGUGCCUGUGUGCCCCCUCCGAGCGCUCGCACACCAGCAAGGACACCCGCACCUCCCACAAUGCCGGCUCCCACUCACAGCCCAACUCUCACGCCUCUCAUACACUGGUGCCACGCCUGACAUCAGGACGCUGGACGCGGGGGGGCAGCAAGGGCAGCACCACGACCUCCUCGUCACAAGCGGGGGUGCCGCCCCAGGUGCCAGCCACAGCAGGGCCAAUCAGGGGGGGUUCCCUCUCGAGGGCGUCCCUCUCCAGAGCAUCCCUCUCGCGGGGGUCACUUUCCCGCACCCCGCAGAGGAACAGCAGCGGCCGCUCAGCUCGCCACCACCACACUCUUCACGCCCGCACCGCAGCGCACGACCACGAAGAUGAGAAGUACUCAUUUAAAUCAUGUGGUCGCGACAGCGGGCAUGGAGGGUCAGAACAAGAGGACUCGCCCCGAACUGGUCCAGCAGCCAAACUGGCUUCUUUGCGUCUGAACAACAACGUAGCACCUCACUUGCCUCCGGACCAUCUUGUUAACACAUUUACCACUGCCAAUGCUGCUGCUGCCACCAUUGCAGGUGGUGGGGGUAGCCAUGACCAGCCACCACCUGGACCAGAAGCUCUUCUCCCUGACUACCGCUUAGCAGGUGACACACCCACUCUGCGCCUCCCUGCCUCAACAAGUGCUGUUCGUGGCCAUCGCACUCACUCUCCCUGGAACCACACUUAUACAGAAAUCCCUGAGGGUGCUGCCACUGUCCGCCAAGGUCCAGUUGAUGAUGGUGUCGACCCAGUGUAUGAGGAGAUAGAGCGAGAAGGUCGGUCAGAAUUGCAGGUCAGCGAUCUCAGCGACGAGGAUGGUCGGCGUCAUAGUUCUGACAUCUCCCGGCAAUCAUCCCGUAGUUAUGGUGACCACCGUCCACUCUUACCCUACACCCUGCCCGACCGCCACUCUGCCUCCCACCAUCACCAACCACAGUAUGAUCCACGGCUUAAGGCUCGUCUUCGUCACCAAGAUGGUGUGGAUGAUAUCCAAACCCAUACUCUGCCUGAUUGCAGGCUGGGUGUGGGAGCACCUAUAGACCACACCAUGGUCAGUCCAGGACACAUCCUUCCCAUGACCCAUGCCACUAUCACAUCGACCCAUGCUCUCCCUCCUGGUAAUGGUCACAUUGCCACACACCAGUACUUGGACACUGGGCCUCACCUAACCAACAGUGGUCAGCACAUGAUGGACAAUGGGAGGCAGUUUGUUGAUUGUAUGCCACAGUACAACCAGGCAGUUUUAGCAGCCCUGGGACAUCCUUUGCCUGUGGUACAUCCUCUCAGUGAACCCAAUUUACGGAACUGGGAGGCUGCUCAAAGGCAUAGAGACCUGCAGCAGCUCCAACAGCUAGGCGAAAUGACUGUAGCAGUGCUGAGUGGGGAGCAAGUGGUGUGUAAGCUGAAGCCUCCCCUCGCUCCCAUCCAUGAGAAUACAGGAACUGCCCAGGUGGAGCGGCACCCGCCCCCUCCCACCUACAGCCACUGCUAGGGCCUCUGUACAGUCAUAGUUGUGUACAUAUGUGUAUAGUGCUUUAAAACCCAUUAAAGGCCUUUACGCUUUAUGAAUGUAGUGUGUGCAAGAGAUAAAACAUACUCACGAUAAUCAUUAUGAUAGAUAAUUUGCAUUUAAGGAUUGAUAAACAAGUGGACCUGAUUGUUGCAAACCCCCUAAGAGAUGAUUGCGACCCUUGACUCGGCCCCUAUCCCCUGCUCCUUUGUGUGAAUUGAGUGACGAGAGCAAUUAAGCCCAUCAUCCUAGUCAGGUCUUCAGCAGGAGGAGUUUACAGUGUUAAACCCCGAGACUAAAUUAAUAUGGUAGGUUUUAAUGUGCCCUCAUUACUGAGGAUUGUUAGGGAUCUUCCUGAUAAAAACUAAGUGAUUUUCAGGAUGUGGCAAAAGGAUGCAAACAAGCAGUGAAAGUUUUUUAUGUAUGACUAGCAAGCAUCCCUGAUGAGAUUCCUCCUGCUGGCAAGACCACACUACCAGGAACAUCGCAAACUGUUUUAUAAAGUGACUGGCAGUGGUUCCAUUGCGUGGAUGUAUUUAUUGCACAAUUUCGAAAAUAAUGUUGUAGAUAGGCACAGUAAGGAUGCAAAAAUAAACAGUAAGGAAGUUGACUUACUUUUAGUGAUUGGAAUAAGUCGAUGAAGUAUUCCUUCAAGCAAUACAGUAUAACAGUGAUGCGGCUGAGCACAUUUAGACUUUGUUUGCUGAUGUCUGCUUUGUUACAGAAAGUUGUUCAUGGAAUAAAUCAUCCAAGUUCAGGUGUUAGGAAACAACGUUGUCCAGCCAGGUUUCGGUCUUUUUAUGUUUGUCCAAUAGGCUGCCUUUUAGUGCUCUUGGAUUAAAUUUUAAUUCUCAUUUUACAAGUAUUGUGAAUAAUUUUUUUUUCUACAUUAAACUUUGUAUGAACUACAGUAACAUUAGUCUUCACUUCAUUAGUACAAAUAAGUAUUCAAGCAAAGGGCAAUGUAUGUAAAAUAAUUUAGUUUCCAAUAUCAGAGCUUGGUAUGACUUGAGCCAUUUGACUGUUCUUACACGUUCGUUGUUUGCUGCUUGGCCCAUCAUCAUUCCAUAGGAUCUGUAUUUUCAACAUAUCCUAAUAAUGAUUAUGUAAUAUGCUUCCUCUCAGUUGUGCAUUAUUCUUUCAUAGGUGUUUCUAUUUCAUUCUAACAAUAUCAGAAGAAAACAUAAUCCUUCAUGCAUUAGAUGUCACACAAGUUGUAGAUGUCUGUUUUGACACUAUUUUUGUUGAUGCCACAUAUCUGCUUUCAGACUUGUAGCAAUAAAGUUUUUUUUUAACUCGUCUCUCACAGCUGAUUCAUCUAGUUCAGACAAACAGUAUCCACAACACCAACACAUGCAGUGAGGUCCUUGUAAUCAGUUCUGUUAUGAACAUGUUUUUGUUUAGCAGUUACUGUUCUGUUAUCUUAUGUUGAAAGUCUCAAGGGAUAGCCAAAAAAUAAUCUGUUAAUGAAUCUUCUUGUAAUGCAUAAGAAAGGAAAAAUAAUGCAACAUUAAGCGAUUAGGUAGAACAUGGUACUAUACGAUUUUUUAAAACACAUAUAUUUGACAUUUACCAUGUUGUCCCUAAAUCAGAUUUCAAAGAUAACUUUCCCCAAGUAGACAUUAGUGGAGGCGGAGCCCCUAAGGACAGCCCCGUACCACAUCUAACUCACAGUAAAGCUAAACUUCGACUAGCUUACGUAUUUCUGUGCCUCUCUCUCUCAUGUGUAGUCAUUGUAUAGAAUCAGCUCUGUUUUGUAAUAUUUUGUAUGUAAACUGUGAUACAUGUAUUAAACGAACAAGAAUCUAUCGCCAAAUUGAUAUCAAAUAAAUUAUUGUGAAAGGUUA